Molecule: messenger RNA, 4232 nt
Organism: Syngnathus typhle (broad-nosed pipefish)
Lineage: Eukaryota; Metazoa; Chordata; Actinopteri; Syngnathiformes; Syngnathidae
Product: polypeptide N-acetylgalactosaminyltransferase 10-like
Exons: 14
Coding region: 1845-3686 (613 amino acids)
Cellular component (GO): Golgi apparatus
Source: RefSeq, a predicted model, not a curated record
CAGUGAAUAGGCCCAAAUGAUGCUUGUGUGCAUUUCGUUUUCAGGGGCGAUAUACUCGCAGAGUGACGCCAUUUGGUCCCUCAAUGCCUCCCGCCUGUCACAUCCAUCGAUAUUUCCCCCGCGGGGAUGACAAUCCGAGUGUGUUCUCGCAUACGUUCGCUCGACGAGUGACAUUUAAAGACAAGAAAUAGAAAUGUUGGCAAGAGAAAGAAAUGGAAUGUUCCCUAGCGACUAAGUCGGUUGCUACCAUCAUGACUCCGUUGAAUGAAUUUAAUUUCAUCGGAUCAUUUUCAACGCUGUCUUGAACGUUUGCCGCAUAUUCAGCCAGCCAGCCAGACAGACAGCCAGACAGCCAGACAGAAAGAAGGGCGAGCCGGUGUCGGAUGAGCGCCGAGCCAUAAAGCAAACGCUCCUUCCACUCAGCACGCCGGUCAUGGCCGAUUUGCCGCGCAAAAGUGUAAUUCCUCCGCUGAAUUACCACUCGUCGACCUUUGGCGGCAUUACCAAAGGGCACUUUCACGCAUAAAUUUGCCACGCAGCGGCGGCCGGGCUGUGCUUUAUCACCGCCGCCGUGAGUCCAUAGAAGAUGUAAUAAAUACUCCAUUGUCGCCAAACCUGUUGACCAACGCCAGAGGCGUAGCCAGGAAUUCUUCCAGUAGGGGCGCGCGCCCACAGGAAAAAAAAUCGAACAUCACCCACGCCGUUCGCUGAUCGCUAAAACAACAUCCGGGUCAGUGAAUGGAUAACAUCGCGCACAUAGAAUAAAUAGCGCAAGCACAUUCGCGCAGGACCGAAAGAAAUAACGGCAUGAAAAUUUUGAAUUGAAAAAGCUUGAUUUUUUUCAACCGGGGCGCAGGGAGUCCUAACCGGGGCGCCGCCCCGACUUGGCUACGCCACUGACCAACGCCGACGGUUUAGGAGUCAUGACGGGACCAAAUGCAGAAAAUAACUUGCGCAAUUUAAGCAUUCAUUAGUCGUUCCAUAUUUGGGGUCGCGCCCUCGACACGAUAUGGCGAAGCUGAGCGUUUGACCCCUCCGGAUGAUGAUGUUCCGGCAUCGUCGCAUACAUAAUGGAGGGUCCUUCCGAAUCCCCAAGCGAUCGACCGCACGUGACAACCCCCCCCGGCGAAUCCCAACCUCCGGCCUGCAGGGAAAAAAAACGCUUUAUCGCCAAGCCUCCCACUUGUGACGAUUCAAUCGGCCGCCAUGAAUUAUGCAUAAAUCUGGGAACGGGGCUCUGGGAUGCAUGACCCGCAGGCUUGGGAAGGAAAUCCUAAAAACAUGCCUGACCAUGAUGGUCGUGAUGAGGGAUUGACCGACGAGUCGCCUCCUGUUGACAUCAAGCGUGACUGAGCAGCGGAUGAGUUGGCAGCCACCCUUCACAAUAAUAAUGAAAGAAAAACAAACAAACAAACAAACAAAGGUGUGAGAUAGCGAAGCAGAAAUUGCGUCAGUGUUAGUGAAUCAUCUCAAGUGAAAUUUGGGGCGGGCGUCCAAAAAUGACCGGGCAACAUAUUUGCCUCAGGUGUGGUUUUUAGACAGGCGUUUAUGAAAUGAAUUUGAAAUAUUGAUGCUCUUGUUGUGGAAAAACAGUGGCAGAAGUGACGCCUGCUUCCGAGCGCCUAUUACUUUGAAAUGGCUGCACGGAGGCGGAAGGAGAGAGAGGAGCGAGCUGAGCUGAGCUGAGCCGAGCAGAGCAGAGCAGAGCAGACCAGAGCGGAGCAGAGGCAAGCAGUCGGCCGGGGCUCGUUCGCUGGCGCACGCCGCACGGCGCGCGUCUCCGCUCCCUUCGCUUCCCGUCCCGUCCCGUCCCGUCCCGUCCCUUCCCUCAGCUGGUUGUUGCGAUGAGGCGGAAGGAAAAGCGGCGGCGGCGGCGGCGGCGGCUGCUGCAGUUGGCCGGGCUGCUCGUCGCGGCUCUCCUCUUCCUCCCCAACGUCGGUCUGUGGUCCUUGUACCGGGACCGGGUGUUCGACAGAGCGGCGGCGGCGGCGGCCACGGCGGCGGCGGACGGCGGCUGGCGGACGCAGGGGGUGAAGCGGAUGAGGAAGGUGGUCCAGAUCGGGCCAGACGGCGUGCGACGGACGGACUGGCACGACUACGACGCCAUGCGAAGGGACGCCGCUCGAGUUGGAAACGGCGAACAGGGAAAACCGUUCCCCAUGUCCGAGAGCGAUGGGGCGGAUCUGGCCUACAGGGAGAACGGCUUCAACAUCUACGUCAGCGACCGCGUGUCGCUCAACCGCUCCCUUCCGGACAUCCGCCACCCCAACUGUAAACGGAAGCUGUACCGCGAGAAGCUGCCCAGCACCAGCGUCAUCAUCCCGUUCCACAACGAGGGCUGGUCAUCGCUGCUCCGGACGGUCCACAGCGUCCUCAACCGCUCGCCUCCGGAGCUCAUCGCCGAGGUCAUCCUGGUGGACGACUUCAGCGACAAAGAGCACCUGAAGGGGCCGCUGGGGGAGUACAUGGACCGCCUGCCCAAAGUACGCAUCAUGAGGACCAAAAAGAGGGAAGGUCUGAUCCGGACCCGUCUGCUGGGCGCCGGCGCCGCCAAGGCGCAGGUCAUCACCUUCCUGGACUCGCACUGCGAGGCCAACGUCAACUGGCUGCCUCCGCUACUCGACCGGAUCGCCCAGGACCGGAAGACCAUCGUGUGCCCGAUGAUCGACGUGAUCGACCACGACAACUUUGGCUACGACGCGCAGGCGGGCGACGCCAUGCGCGGCGCCUUUGACUGGGAAAUGUACUACAAGCGCAUCCCCAUCCCCGCCCGCUUGCAGAAGGACGACCCCAGCGAGCCUUUUGAGUCUCCGGUGAUGGCGGGCGGGCUGUUUGCCGUGGACAAGAAGUGGUUCUGGGAGCUGGGCGGGUACGACUCCGGACUGGAAAUCUGGGGAGGGGAGCAGUACGAGAUCUCCUUCAAGUUGUGGAUGUGCGGAGGUCGCAUGGAGGACAUCCCGUGCUCCAGGGUGGGACACGUCUACAGGAAGUACGUGCCCUACAAGGUCCCCGGCGGGAUCAGCUUAGCCAAGAACCUGAAGCGCGUGGCCGAGGUGUGGAUGGACGAGUACGCCGAGCACGUGUACCGGCGCCGGCCCGAAUACCGCCACCUGUCCGCCGGCGACAUGACGGCGCAGAAGGAGCUGAGGAGCCGCCUGGGCUGCAAGAACUUCAAGUGGUUCAUGAGCGAGGUGGCCUGGGAUCUGCCCGAGCACUACCCGCCCGUGGAGCCCCCCGCCGCCGCCUGGGGCGAGAUCCGCAACGUGGCCAGCGGCAUGUGCAUGGAGGUCAAACACUUUGUGUCGGGCAGCCCCGUGCGCCUGGAGAACUGCGCCAAAAGCCGCGGCGACGUGGCCUGGAGUCAGGGUCAGGUCUUAACGCUGGGUUGGCGCCAGGACAUUCGCGUGGGCCACCCGGCGCACACCAGGAAGGUUUGCCUCGACGCCGUCUCCCACAGAAGCCUCGUGGCGCUCUACGACUGCCACGGCAUGAAGGGAAACCAGCUCUGGCGCUACCGCAAGGAUCAGAGCUUGUACCACCCGGUGAGCAACAGCUGCGUGGACAGCAGCCCCAGCGAGCGCCGCGUCUUCAUGAACGCCUGCGACGCAUCUUUGCUUAGUCAGCGCUGGCUCUUCGAAAGAACCAACGGCACCGUGCUGGAGCGCUUCAACCGGGGCACCGAUUGACGGCGCCCUCGCACGGUAUACAAAACGGAGGCCGAAUAAAGAGCCGUUUGGCAAGCGGUCGAGAAGACGCCGUCGUGAGGGAGCUGCUCGGUCCAGCGGACGACGUCAAGGAUCCAAUCGGACAUCAACAACUUGAGACUGGGAUAAAGGUGGUCCCGGAGCGGGGCGGCCGCUCACCCAGGACCCUCCGAAGACGUUUACCCUCUACUCUUAAAGCGCCGGUCUCUCCGCCAAAAAAACCUCUCGGAUUUAUAACGGACGCUCUUCUUCAAAAUGGCCGCCCUUGAACUCUCGCACGUGCCGCCGACUCGUUUCUCCGAGUAGACGUGUUGAUUUUGUAUCUGGUGAAGUUGCUGUGUCACAUGUGCACGUGGAAAAGCAACAUGAAGGCGAAAAACGCGGCGCCAACGGCGAAACACGAAGACUCGCUGGUCCCGGAAACGGACAAAAAGAGGCAAAAAAGGUGACCUUUGAGGUUCGAGCUCUGCAAAGUUGUCAAAAUCCGGUUCCGUUGAAUUUGUACAAACACCGGUGGAGGUAAAUAAA